Candoia aspera is the source of this 6346-nucleotide messenger RNA. RefSeq names its product protein phosphatase 2 regulatory subunit Bbeta (gene PPP2R2B). Bases 93 to 1703 code for a protein of 536 amino acids. The record is from RefSeq and is a predicted model, not a curated record. The transcript has 9 exons. Gene Ontology annotation, cellular component: cytosol; protein phosphatase type 2A complex. Lineage: Eukaryota; Metazoa; Chordata; Lepidosauria; Squamata; Candoiidae. Gene Ontology annotation, molecular function: protein phosphatase regulator activity; protein binding.
AGAGGAUUGGCGCUGGAGCUGUGAUCUUUGCAGUCACGGACACCAUUUUGUGGCUAGCGGCGUUUUGACUUGGCAGCUCUGGGAAUUGCUGCAUGCGGAGGAGAGCUCGCCAGCCACAAGGGGAACCUGUUGGGCGUCGCGAGCGAGAAGUAGCCCAGUUGCGGCACUUCGCCUUGGAAUUGGGGAUUGCUGCAGCCUCCCUGGGAAUCGGGUCGUGCGCGGCAGCGGCAGCCUUGGGAGGAGGGCAUUUGGAGCUUGUGCAGCAGCAACCGCGAAAACCGCAGCAGCGGCGGCAGCAGCAGCAGGCGAAGAGGAAUUGGACGUUGCGCAUCCCCAUUCCUGGGUGGAGGCGAAGGAGGUUUGCACCUUUGCGCCAACGGCAGGAAGAGAAAGGGAUUUGGACCUUUGCGACUGCAGCGUCCCUGGCAGGAGGAGGAGGAGCUGACAUUAUCUCUACAGUAGAAUUCAACCACACAGGAGAAUUACUAGCGACAGGGGACAAGGGGGGUCGUGUUGUAAUAUUUCAACGUGAGCAGGAGAGCAAAAAUCAGCCCCAUCGCAGGGGAGAAUAUAAUGUUUACAGCACAUUCCAGAGCCAUGAACCUGAGUUCGAUUACCUGAAGAGCUUAGAGAUCGAGGAGAAGAUCAAUAAAAUACGAUGGCUCCCACAGCAAAAUGCAGCCUAUUUCCUUCUCUCCACCAAUGAUAAAACUGUGAAACUAUGGAAAGUCAGUGAACGAGAUAAAAGACCAGAGGGCUAUAAUCUCAAAGAUGAAGAUGGACGGCUCCGAGACCCCUCCACAAUUACCACACUACGGGUACCUGUGCUAAGGCCCAUGGAUUUAAUGGUGGAGGCAACUCCCAGAAGAGUCUUUGCAAAUGCACAUACCUAUCACAUCAACUCCAUCUCUGUGAACAGUGACUAUGAAACCUACAUGUCAGCAGAUGACUUGAGGAUAAACUUAUGGAACUUUGAAAUAACCAAUCAAAGUUUUAAUAUUGUAGAUAUAAAACCAGCAAACAUGGAAGAGUUGACAGAAGUGAUUACAGCUGCAGAGUUCCAUCCACAUCACUGCAACACCUUUGUCUACAGCAGCAGCAAGGGGACAAUAAGGUUGUGUGACAUGCGAACGUCUGCUUUGUGUGACAGACACUCCAAAUUUUUUGAAGAACCCGAAGACCCAAGUAACAGAUCUUUUUUUUCUGAGAUCAUUUCUUCAAUUUCUGAUGUAAAGUUCAGCCAUACUGGGAGGUACAUCAUGACCAGGGAUUAUCUCACUGUCAAGGUGUGGGAUCUGAAUAUGGAGAACAGACCUAUUGAGACAUACCAGGUUCACGAUUACCUCCGCAGCAAGCUGUGCUCCCUCUAUGAAAACGAUUGCAUUUUUGAUAAAUUUGAAUGUGUAUGGAAUGGGUCAGACAGUGUCAUCAUGACUGGCUCCUACAACAAUUUCUUUAGAAUGUUUGAUCGCAAUACCAAGCGUGAUGUGACUCUCGAAGCCUCAAGAGAAAACAGCAAACCCCGUGCCAUCCUGAAGCCCCGCAAAGUUUGUGUGGGGGGCAAAAGGAGGAAAGAUGAAAUUAGUGUGGACAGUCUGGACUUUAGCAAAAAGAUCCUGCAUACAGCUUGGCAUCCUUCGGAAAAUAUAAUAGCAGUGGCAGCAACCAAUAACCUGUAUAUAUUUCAAGAUAAGGUUAACUAGGAGAGGAAAAAGAUGCUCCUUGGGAAUCUAAUGUUCUGGAGACUAGCAAACAAAAGUUUUUUAAAGUUUUGGUUUUUUGUCCUGUUUUCUUAUCCUCUUUUUUUUUCUUUCAUCAUUCCUCUGCAGAGACUAACUAUGUAGAGAUAAACACUCAGAUUCCAACAUUUAUUGCUUUCCCCCCAGUGUAAGAGAAAUUGGGCUGGCAAAGCAAAUUAAGAACAGUUGAAUUCUAAGUACUGAGAGCAACCAAGUUGCAUACAGUGAGCUUGAAUCAUGUACGCUUUCAUUUUCCCCAGAAGUUGCUGGUAGAUUUAGUUCCUUUACAAAGAUAAUUUGUAAUCUAGAACAAAGGUAAGAUUAUACAACUAUAUUUACCAAAAAAAAAGAGAAAAAAACCCAAGGCCAUAAAACAAAGGUGCAUUGCAUUAAGCUGUCUCUCUUUUCUAGUCAAUUAUUUGGAGAUUUUUCUUUUCUUUUACCCUGUUUAGAAACAGAAAUUCAGAUUCCUGUUGGUUCAUUUCUUGUAAUUGACCAUUUACCUUUUUCAAGUGGUGCGUUCCUUUUAUUAACUCAGGGCCUUUCCAGAUGAUCAUUUAUUGUGCGCAUUUACCACACAAUGAAUGUUUUCCUAUAACUCAGUUCUUGUGAGAGGUACACUUUUUUUUUUUGCCCCAGAUUGCACAUUGGAUUAUAAAAUCGUAAGGUUGCAGCCUGUAAAAACACCAUAUUCAGUUUUUCACCCUUCCUCUACAGGACUCACUGCCUUGGAAGUUCAAUGAAGUCUAGUUGCACAACUCUCGUCACCUGUUAAGUAGUGUCUGUGACAUCAGAGGUGACCUAUGAUACAUCUUCACUUUGGCCAUACCACUAACUUACCUACAUUAGGAACGGAUGAAGACCAUUAAGGCCAAAUUAAUCCACCUACAGCUUUCUGACUUCCUUCCCUUUCUUUUCUUCCCUUAUGUUUAGUUCAGGUCUGCUGAUUCUUCGGUUCCAGUAUUGGAAUAUAAAUGCAACCAUCCUUUUCUUAAAACAAGAAUUAUUUUUUAAAAUUUAGGAAUUAGGUGAACCUCCCCAGUUAUGUCCCACCCUGUCCCAUCCCACUCAGCAUAGAAGAGUUUGUUCCCCUUCCAAGAAUGCAAAUUCCUUUCACUGCAUUUGGACAGGAGACUGCACUUCUAUUGCUGAAUGCAGGCUAGUGCAACUUUAUAUUAAAGGGCAGAAAGCCCCGUUUUUUUAUCUGGAAAGGGCCUCAGACAGGAAAAAAAAAAGGCAAGACAGAAGGAGCAGGUUUGCAGCAGUAACAUUUCGACUCAUCGUUCAUGAAGGGCCAGGGACGCUACUACAAGCUAUAACCUGUCUUCAUGAUUCCCCACAAAUGGCCUCUUGCGGAUUUGGCUGAGUCAAUCCUUUGGUGCCUUUUGAUGGUAUACAAAAUACCUUAGACGCAAUGCUUCCGAAACAUGGUAUUUGCAAACCAAAUUGAAUCUGAGCUUUCUUCUGCAAUUCCUGUAAUUUUAUUUUGGUUUUUUGUUUCUUUUUAUUUUUUUAGUUCUGAUUUUGCUUUGGAUGAGAAAACUCAGAACAGUUCUCUUUUAAUCUCUUGCAUGUCGUAAAUAUAUAUUUGUUGGGGGGGAGUCCCCUUUUUUCUUCUAGCAGUGUAUUUUUUAAAUUAUUGUUUGUUUGUUUGUUUGUUUAUUUAUUUAUGCCAAGUGUCAUUUUUUUCCCCUUUCUUUCUGAGAGAAAAAAGAACUCUUUAGUUACAACUGUAUGGCUUUUCAAAGAACUCAAACAAAAAUAACCACCAAACCAUCUUGUAAUGCUAUUAUUAUUAGCACUUGGCUGCUUUCUAAGAGAGGUUGCCCAUAGAUCUCCGGUAUGAAGAUUAACUUGAAUAGCUCCUCAUUUUUGCAUGGUAAACUGUCCGGUCCUACUACAAGGAUAAUGCCGGUCCUGCCUUCAUUUGGUCAGUUUGGGAGGGAAAAAAGCGGGGGGGAGGGAGCAAUCAGAGAGCAGAUUCUUCAAAAAAUAAACUUAAUUCUUUCUCUAACAAGGCAGGUAUUUGAAGAUCAAUGUGCUUUGCAUUUUUCUGAUUGUAAAAAGGAGGCAAUAGCUUCAACUUUUGUGAUUGUGGCAGUGAAGCAUACAUGAAUUUCCAGAUAUGUUCUCCAGCAGAAUGAUUGAAAACCCUUAUUUUCCUGUUCUCAGCUACCAAGGCUUUCACCUUAAAAAUGAGACUGUGGCUACAGAUUUCUGAAGAGGAUAUCAAAUCUGCAUGGCUGUCCAGAACACUAAAGGGGAGGGGACAUUAAAAUUCCUAGAAACAAGAGGAAGUUUAAAUAUUUGGAACCAAACUUUUCAUCAUUAUUAGACCACUUGCUACCUUGUCCUCUUUUCAUGAGGCUGCUCAGGACAGAGUCAAAUUAGUGGUUUUGCCUUGUUUAAAGGAAUGAUUACGGGGGGAAAAAAGUAUGCUGGCUUAUAAACUUACUACAAGUAAUGGCUUUCAGAAGUAGCCUUUUUUAAAAGAAAAGUGAAAUGAUAAAAAAUAGUAGAUGGGUCAUUUUUCUAUAAAAAGAAACAAAAAUAACAAGCCUACAUUCUGGUACCAGAAGAAACAUUUUCUCCAGGAUGUUCUGAUACAAAGCUGCCAAUUACCAAAUGUUGAGGAAUUCAAUUCAAAGGUCUGGCACAACCCCAAACAUUGUCUAGAUCAGCCUUCCUCAACCUGGCUCCCACAUUUGGAGGGUGGCAGUUUGGGAAAGGCUACUUUAAAUUUAGACCUUCUGCCUUCACUUAAUCUCACAUGUGCUCCUAGGAACAGAGAAUAAAGGUGACGUGUUUUAUGGAAGGUAAUGUCUGCUGAAUGUCAAAGUAGUGGAACAUUUAACAAUCUUUGGAAAAGCACUCAGACAGGAUUCUAAACAGGGCACUCAUCCACCAAGGUUUGUAAUCAGAAUCUGGUAUUCUUAAAGGGAAGUCAGUAAUGGAGUAUAAAACAUAGUUAUGAACCAGAGAAGACUGGAUGUUUGCAAAGGGUCCCCCCCACCUUUGAUUUUAGUUCUUCUUGCUUCAUCAUUAACCACUUUUGAAUCUCUAAAGCAUUUUAAAAUAACUUGUCAAACACUGUGCUCUGCUCCUGUUAGACCAUUAUACACCCAACUGCAUGGAAAGAGCUUACAGGAGAAUUCUAUGAUCCAUGUCAUGCACGUAUUCCCUUGGUGGUACCUGCUGCAACAUAGUCAUUCACACUGUUUCAUCAUGCACAACUGGGUCCAGAUUGCCUCAGAUUAUCGUUUUCCUUUCAAGGGUUCCCCAGAGAGCAUAACACACAGAAGCACUCAGGGACUAUGAAGCUCAUAACUUAUUGGACUAUGAUGUUAAGGAGUUUGAAGCUCCCUUCACAUUUACUUUUCCUUAAUUAUCCUGCGAUAAUGCCCAAACUUGGUGCAGAGGAUCCAAUCCUUUUCCACGUGCCAGCUAACAAUAGGGCUUAACCUUUGUAUUGAUUAAAAAGGUUCUUAACAUCAGGCACAUUUCAUCAAAGGUAGUUUACAAGUUAAAUGGGCAUUUCUGGUAGCAUUUAGCAGGUGUCAAACCCAUUGACCUUUCCACUCAGGGCCAACAAUCUGCUCCACAGUGUAUCAGAUUGCAACAGAGAUGGUGAGAAAAAACUGUAUUAUCCCACAGUCUAAUAAAGGUCUUUAGCUUUUUUGAUGCUUCCACGGCUGAUCUAGGUGAGCCCUUGAAGACACUCUAGGGGGGGAAAAAAUCUGAAAAACAGGAAGGAGGAAAAAAAUUAUCCCAGGUUGGGAAUGUUGUACUCCUCCAAAAAGUCCAAGGCAGAAGAUUUCUUGCAUCUAGAACUUCAACCUAGAAUACUCCUCCACAGUUUGGUGCCUUCCAGAUGUUUCAGGACUGCAACUCUCAGAAGACCAUGGAAUCUAAACAUUCAGGAUGUUGUAGUCUCAACCUAACUGGAGGGUGCCAUAUUGGAGAAAAUGCCUAAAAAAUUGGGGGGGGAGAGAGGGAAGAAUCAAUCUGGUAUAGCUCAUAUGUCUGAAGAGCCAUAAGAAAGUGGAGGGUAAUCCCAGAGACCACGUCUAUGGUUCUUAAAGCUAUAAAUGUGAUUUCUAAGAGAAACCUGUCAACCUAGCACCUAAGUGAAAGACUAUUCUUGUAUGGCAGUAUUAUUGUAAGAACAAAUUCAUAAUUUCAAAUGGAAUAUGGUUGCAGUAAUUAUGUUGCAUUUGACUACAUAGCUUUGUUUGUUUAAGAAUUGCAAGGAAUUUGAUAAAAACUGGUGGAGCUCAAUGAAGAUUUUCUAGGGUUUUAAUAUUGUGUCUAAUUCAUAUGCUACCAUACUCUAUAUAGAGACAACCUGUUAACAUUUGUUUUAUUUCUUGAAUUAAUAUCCAAAAUAAUACUCAAGGCAACUAACAGUAAAAAAUAUAUAUGUGGGGUGAUAUAAUUGGUAUAUACAACUUGCACAAUUAGAAAACAGGAUUGUGGUUGGUGCGAGAAGGUUAAGAGGAACAAGCUUUCUUGCUCUGCCUGUGAUGGUUGUAUCUACUUCAUUACUAUUGAAAAACCUCACCUUGACCACCUUUGCACCAGAAAUUCUAAUUCAUGAUCUCAUCAAU